AUGAUCUUUCCGGCCGCCCGCCGCGCUCUCCAGUGGCUGCCGCGGCCCGGUGCUCGGGCCCUGACUCGCGCCGCCAUGGAGGUGGCCCUGCGAGGCGUCCGGAAAAUCCUUUGCGUGGCCGAGAAGAACGACGCAGCCAAGGGCAUAGCCGACCUGCUGUCCGGCGGCCGCAUGCGGCGGAGGGAAGGACUUUCAAGAUUCAACAAGAUCUAUGAGUUUGAUUAUCAUCUGUGUGGCCAGAACGUCACCAUGGUAAUGACCUCAGUCUCAGGACACUUGCUGGCCCAUGAUUUCCGGAUGCAGUUUCGAAAAUGGUCAAGCUGCAAUCCUCUUGUCCUCUUUGAAGCGGAAAUUGAAAAGUACUGCCCAGAGAAUUUUGUAGACAUCAAGAAAACUCUGGAGCGAGAGGCCCGGCAAUGCCAGGCCCUGGUGAUCUGGACCGACUGUGACAGAGAGGGUGAAAACAUCGGGUUUGAGGUCAUCCACGUGUGCAAGGCCGUGAAGCCCAGCCUGCAGGUGCUGCGAGCCCGUUUCUCCGAGAUCACUGCCCGCGCCGUCCGGACAGCAUGUGAAAACCUGGCGGAGCCCGACCAGAGAGUGAGCGAUGCCGUGGAUGUGAGGCAGGAGUUGGACCUGCGGAUUGGGGCGGCCUUCACCAGGUUCCAAACGCUGCGGCUGCAAAAGAUCUUCCCCGAGGUGCUGGCGGAGCAGCUUAUCAGCUAUGGCAGCUGCCAGUUCCCCACACUGGGGUUCGUGGUGGAGAGGUUCAAGGCCAUUCAGGCGUUUGUGCCGGAAGUCUUCCACAAGAUCCGAGUGACUCAUGACCACAGGGAUGGUGUGGUGGAGUUCAGCUGGAAAAGGCAUCGUCUCUUCAACCACACGGCAUGUCUCGUUCUCUAUCAGCUGUGCAUGGAGGAUCCCAGGGCAGUGGUGGUGGAGGUCAGGUCCAAAGCCAAGAGCAAGUGGAGGCCUCAAGCUCUGGACACUGUGGAGCUGGAGAAGCUGGCAUCUCGGAAGUUGAGGAUAAAUGCUAAAGAAACCAUGAGGAUUGCAGAAAGGCUGUAUACCCAAGGGUACAUCAGCUAUCCUCGAACUGAAACGAACAUUUUCCCCAAAGAUCUAGACCUGGCGGCGCUGGUGGAGCAGCAGACCCCGGAUCCACGCUGGGGGGCCUUUGCUCGAAACAUUCUAGAGCGCGGUGGCCCCACCCCACGCAAUGGAAAUAAGUCUGACCAAGCACACCCUCCCAUCCACCCCACCAAGUACACUGACAGCCUGCAGGGGGAUGAGCAGCGGCUGUACGAGCUCAUCGUCCGCCACUUCCUGGCCUGCUGCUCGCAGGAUGCCCAGGGCCAGGAGACCAUCGUGGAGAUUGACAUUGCACAGGAGCGCUUUGUGGCCCAAGGCCUCAUGAUCCUGGCCCGGAACUAUCUGGACGUGUACCCGUAUGAUCGCUGGAGCGACAAGACCCUCCCUGUCUACGAGCAAGGCACCUGCUUUCAGCCCAGCACUGUGGAAAUGGUGGAUGGGGAGACCAGUCCCCCGCAGCUGCUCACUGAGGCCGACCUCAUUGCCCUCAUGGAGAAGCACGGUAUCGGUACGGACGCCACGCAUGCCGAGCAUAUCGAGACCAUCAAGGCCCGGAUGUACGUCGGGCUCACGCCAGACAAGCGCUUUCUCCCUGGACACCUGGGCAUGGGGCUCGUGGAAGGCUAUGACUCCAUGGGCUACGAGAUGUCCAAGCCUGACCUGCGGGCCGAGCUGGAGGCUGACCUGAAGCUCAUCUGCGAGGGGAAGAAGGACAAGCUGGUGGUCCUGCAUCAGCAGGUGCAGAAGUACAAGCAGGUGUUCAUCGAAGCUGUGGCCAAAGCCAGGAAGUUGGAUGAGGCCUUGUCCCAGUACUUCGGGGCGGCUGCAGAGGUGGCCCCGCAGGAAGCCCUCCCAGCUGUGCCCGAGCCCAUCAGGAAGUGUCCGCAGUGCGGCCAGGACAUGGUUCUCAAGACCAGGAAGAGCGGCGGGUUUUACCUCAGUUGCACGGGCUUUCCCGAGUGUCGGUCGGCCGUCUGGUUCCCGGACAGCGUGCUAGAGGCCAGCAGGGAUGAGAGCGUGUGUCCAGUGUGUCAGCCGCACCCUGUUUACAGGUUGAAGUUCAAAUUUAAACGAGGCAGCUUGCCCCCAACCAUGCCCCUCGAAUUUGUCGGCUGCAUCGGCGGGUGUGACGAGACCCUGAGGGAGAUCCUGGCCCUCAGGUUCUCACGGGGCGCCCCCCGAGUCGGCCAGCCCGCCAGCCAGACCUCCGGCCACCUGCAGGCUAGCCAGUCCCUGAACAGAAUGGACAGUGGCCGGCAGGGCCAGCCCCAGCCGCCCGUCACCAAGCCCUCGAAGGCUUUGACCAGGACUCUGCCUCCACCCGCUAUUGAGAGUGAGGGCAACUCGGUGACCUGCAACUGUGGCCAGGAGGCCUUGCUGCUCACCGUCCGGAAGGAGGGGCCCAACCAGGGCCGCCAGUUCUACAAGUGCGGCGGUGGCGGCUGCAGCUUCUUUCUGUGGGCUGACAGCGGCCACCCGGGAGCCGGGCCUCCCUCAGCAUCCAGACCCCCGGGCGGCCCCUUGGGACGCCCUCCAGGCUCAGGGACUCUUCCAGGCGGGUCCGGCAGGCCCGGCAACGGUGGCAGCGGUGGUGCAUCCUGCCUGUGUGGCCAGCCGGUCGUCACACGCACCGUGCAGAAGGAUGGGCCCAACCAGGGGCGCCAGUUCCACACGUGCGCCCAGCCCCGUGAGCAGCAGUGCGGCUUCUUCCAGUGGGUGGACGAGAACAUGGCCCCAGGGACCUUCGGAGGCACCCUUUGGCCAGGAAGUAGAGGAGGAACCCAGGGACUGGAGGCCAGAAGCAAGAGAGCUCGGGCUGGCUCCUCAGAUAUGGGGUCUGCAGCCAAGAAACCUCGGAAGUGCAGCCUUUGCCACCAGCCUGGACAUACCCGUCCCUUCUGUCCUCAGAACAGAUGA
Molecule: messenger RNA, 3006 nt
Organism: Rangifer tarandus platyrhynchus (Svalbard reindeer)
Lineage: Eukaryota; Metazoa; Chordata; Mammalia; Artiodactyla; Cervidae
Source: the annotation of a GenBank genome assembly